Messenger RNA from Stomoxys calcitrans (stable fly), 1811 nucleotides. Its product is annotated as RNA-binding protein 34. Lineage: Eukaryota; Metazoa; Arthropoda; Insecta; Diptera; Muscidae. The coding region runs from base 156 to 1640 and encodes 494 amino acids. Gene Ontology annotation, molecular function: RNA binding. The record is from RefSeq and is a predicted model, not a curated record. The transcript is spliced from 3 exons.
UCAAAUAAAACAUAUGACGUUCUAGUGGGAUUUGGAUACAACUCUGUUCUUACCAUCAGCUGGGCUAGUAACUAAAUUUGACUGGAUCCACAUGUUCAUGUUCCCCUCAUGUUUUUAUUUAUACCAAUUGAGAGUACCAGGCACAAGUAAAAAUUAUGAAUAAAAAUAAGAAAAAAACUGUAUUAAAAGUUGAAAAUUCGGAGGAAGCAGCUACCCAGAACGCUGAAACAUUAACAGCGGUUAAUGUAAAACCUAAAAAAGAGGCCAAGAAGAGUGAUGAGAAGAAAAAGAAAGCAAAAAGGGAAAAGUCGAUAGUUCCAACGGAGCCAAAUUCUAAAACAAACGUGGCUGCAAAAGAGCAGCUCAGCGAGGCUGAUUUGAAAAAGAUUGAAAAGAAAAAAGCUAAAAAGUUGGCCCAAAAACUUAAAAAAGCCCAAAGGAAAGCAGAACGUUUAGGUAAUCCCGAAAAGGGACAACAAGUGAAAGUAACAACUGCACCAAAGAAGGACAAACCGGCCAAGAAGCGCAAGUUAGAUGAUGGUGAACAAUUACAAUCGGCGGCAAAUAAAACCGAAGAGGAACAAAUGCCUGCUAAAAAGCAGAAGAAAAAUAAAAAAAAUAAACGGCAGCCCCAAGAUGAGGAACAGAACAACAAAACUGAAGAUAGCAAUACAAAAAGUUCAGCUAAGCCCAGUGAUGUAAAGAAACCCAUUGAAGAACAUGUGCUGCUCAAAAAGGAAAAGAAACUCAAGAAACGUCAACAGUUAAAGGAACAAAAACUUGCUGAAAAAUCCACAAGGGAUCCUGCUUUAGAUGAAGCCACUGUAUUUGUAGGCAAUGUUCCCGUUAACACUAAACGUGUUCAACUCAUAAGGUUGUUUCAGAAAUAUGGACCAGUGAAUUCUAUACGCCUAAGAUCUGCUGCCGGAAAAAUUUUGCACAAACAUAAAAUGCGUAAAGCUGCAGGCUCCCUUAAUGCCUAUGUGGUUUUGCCAAACAAAACAGCGGCUGAGAAAGCAUUAGAACUGAAUGGUACAGAAUUCAAGGGUGUACAUCUUAGAGUAACAAAGUCUUCUUUGAGGAACCCAACAGAUAUGAAUGAUGAAAACAAACGCACUAUAUUCGUGGGAAAUCUAAAGUACUCUGCUACCGAAGAACAGUUGAGAGAUACUUUUAGCAGUUGCGGUGAAGUUGAAUAUGUUCGGUGCAUACGAGAUGGUGAAAAAGGCUGUAAAGGAGUAGCCUAUGUGCGUUUCAAAUCAACAGACGCUGUGGGUUUGGCUUUGGAACUAAAUCAAACCAUUUUAGAUGAUAGGCCAAUCAAUGUGGAACGUUAUAGUGCUAAAAAAUUGGGAGCCAAAGAACAGCGGGACGCUUUGGCGGCCAAAGAUAAGAAAAAUAAGUCCAAUAAAACAACAAAGGGAGAUAAUUCGAAAAAAUCCAAAACCAAGAUCAAUCCCAAAAUGAAGCCGGCGACGGCAAAUCAAAAAGAUGGCGAAGACGCUAAGAAAAUCAAGAAAAGCGAGUUUAGAGGAGUCAAAGUGGAAGCAUUGAAGAAGAAAUUAAAAAUGAAGAAGAAAAAAGCAACUCAAUCAUUGGAUAUUGCCAAGAAAAUAGCACCCAGACCCAAAAAGGAAUAAAAAAGAUGUGGUUUAAUUAAUGAUAUACCACCAGGACAUGCACGCGUUUCUAUAAAAUUUAUAGGAAUUUUAGCAUAUAACAAAAUUUUGUUUACCUUUUAAGAAUAACUUAACAAAAAUAAAUUGUUUUUAACGUUUUUCUUCCAUUUGUUAAUAAACGAACUGAAAUAA